AUGCCAUUCGAUAUUCAUAUGAAAAAUCCCAGUGCCAGAAAGGGGUUUUGGAAACGUCUGGGACGACAUAGAGGGUGGGGUUAUCCUGAUGUUUUACAAAUUAGAGGCUCCGUACUUCCAAGUUGUGUGCCUAUUCUUUUCUUUUCAACACUUUUCACCACUCUUAUAGCUGUUCUAUAUCAAAUCUUUGGUAUCAAUGUAACUCUUCCAGAGAGUUUAGUUGGUACUGUUGCUGUGGUGGUCGGUCUUUUAUUGGCUUUCCGUACGAAUAACGCCUAUGAUCGUUAUUAUGAAGGCAGAAAAUUAUUCACUUCAAUGUGCACUCAAAUUCGAAACGCUACACGAAAUAUUUGGGUUGGUGUAAGAGAACUUGACGAAGCUGAUCGUAAAGAAAAAGAAAUGAAUAUUCGACUUUUAUUAGCAUUUGCAGUCGCUAUUAAACAUCAUCUUCGUUUAGAAUUUGGUACGGAUUGGUUUGACUUGACGAGUCUUCUCCCUGAUGGAUUUCAAUUAACGUACUUUGAUGGGAACGUUGCACAAGAAAAUACGAUAUUGGGAGCAGGACAUGAUGAAGAUCCUAAUAGGAGUAUUGCUAAUAGACCUUCACAGGAAAGUCAUGAUCAAUCACUUCGUACAAUCGCAAACAGGAUUUCUCCUACAACUUAUAAAUAUCUUCAUAAUUCAUUCUCUCGUGAUGAAACAACUAUAUGGUUUGGAGCAUCAGAAUGGGGUAGUGAUAUUGAUGCUAGUAUGAGUUUGCCACUUGAAAUUAUUUUUCACAUUGGGUUAUAUAUCGAUAAAAAACAACAUAAUGGUUCUUUGGAUGGUGCUCGUUUUGGUGCAAUUUCUGGAAAUUUAAAUUCUCUUGUGGAAAUUUUCGGUGAUUUAGAAAGAAUUAGUGACACCCCUAUCCCAUUUGCUUAUAACAUUCAUUUGAAACAAGCUGUCCUUUUGUAUGUUUGGGUACUUCCGCUCACUUUGGUCGAAAAAAUCGGAUGGACUGUUAUUCCAACCGUCUUUUUGGUUGCUUUUGUGCUUUUCGGUGCUGAAAUUGAAAAUCCAUUCGGUUUUGACAAAAAUGAUUUGCCAUUGGAUGGAUAUUGCGAUGAUCUGAAAGCUGAAAUUGAAUACUUGCAACGUCAUAUUCCUUCCGUAAAGGCAAUUCCAGCAUCUCAAUCUCCCCUGUAUAGUUGA
This is a messenger RNA of Funneliformis geosporum, 1194 nucleotides long. NCBI's taxonomy places the organism in Eukaryota, Fungi, Glomeromycota, Glomeromycetes, Glomerales, Glomeraceae. The record is from the annotation of a GenBank genome assembly.